Varanus komodoensis (Komodo dragon) is the source of this 12972-nucleotide messenger RNA. It is a transcript of the gene CDK6, whose product is annotated as cyclin dependent kinase 6. The record is from RefSeq and is a predicted model, not a curated record. The transcript is spliced from 8 exons. NCBI's taxonomy places the organism in Eukaryota, Metazoa, Chordata, Lepidosauria, Squamata, Varanidae. The coding region runs from base 761 to 1741 and encodes 326 amino acids. Gene Ontology annotation, biological process: regulation of cell population proliferation; G1/S transition of mitotic cell cycle; cell dedifferentiation. Gene Ontology annotation, cellular component: cytoplasm; nucleus; cyclin-dependent protein kinase holoenzyme complex. Gene Ontology annotation, molecular function: ATP binding; cyclin-dependent protein serine/threonine kinase activity; cyclin binding.
AGUUAGCAAAGCUUCGUUCUCUCCCUCUCUCUCCCUCUCCCUCUCUCUCUCUCUCUCUCUUCCCCCCACCAACGGAGGGGGAGGAGGAGGGGGUUGCGAGUGCAUUGAGGUGCAGCCUGCCCUACCGCUUGCAGAAAGAUGCGAACUCAGGACAGCAGUAGCGCCCCGGAGGAGCCGCUGCGACUACCUGUGUGGCCCCGACAGUGGCUGCUGAGACCUGAGCUUCGAACCGCAGCCACCAUCACCAUGUGAACGCUUCGACUCCGGUUCGGUUCUACUCUCUCUGGCCCAUCAUUUUGAUGAGAAGCUGAUUAUUACUAUUAUUAUUCUCAUUAUUUAAAAACAAGAGGGGAAAAUUCGCCCCUUCAUCACUUUUUGGGGGGGGUUGUUUUGAUUUUCUUUCUCCUUUCCCCCCUUUUCCAUUUUUAACCCCAGCUCUUCUGGAGAUCACUUGGGUGGUGGUUUUCUCUGAAGAUCGAGGCAGCUCCAGAGCAAUACCAGAUCUAAUCAGCUUUACACAGACAAUGAUUCCAAAGACUAUGAGAUAAUUUCCGCUGGCCGAGCAAGAAGGCUCAUUGAGGCCUUACUACAGCCCUGGAAGGUACAAGAAACCAUACUACUAGUUGGUUCAUCAGUAAAAAUAAAUCUCUUGGAAGAGUGUUCCGUUAACAGCAAAAGGGAGAUUUGCACACUGGGAGCAAGAGCUGCACCACUUGCAACACCACAGAAGGAACCAGAAAAGAAGGGAAGUGGUGUCAUCAUGGAUAAAGAUAGCAUGACCUUGGCUGACCAGCAGUAUGAAUGUGUGGCUGAGAUUGGCGAAGGAGCCUAUGGGAAAGUGUUCAAAGCCCGGGACUUGAAGAAUGGAGGACGCUUUGUAGCACUCAAAAGAGUGCGAGUACAGACAAAUGAAGAGGGGAUGCCACUUUCCACCAUACGUGAGGUGGCUGUAUUGAAGCAUCUGGAAACCUUUGAACAUCCCAACGUGGUCAGGUUGUUUGAUGUAUGCACAGUGUCCCGAACAGAACGAGAGACGAAAUUAACACUGGUGUUCGAACAUAUUGACCAAGACUUAACCACUUACUUGAAUAAAGUUCCAGAUCCUGGAGUUCCUAGCGAAACUAUAAAGGACAUGAUGUUUCAGCUUCUACGUGGGCUCGAUUUUCUGCAUUCACACAGAGUGGUCCACCGUGAUCUGAAGCCACAGAACAUUCUAGUAACCAGCAGUGGGCAGAUAAAAUUAGCUGACUUCGGCCUUGCACGAAUCUACAGUUUUCAAAUGGCUCUUACCUCUGUGGUUGUCACUCUAUGGUACAGAGCUCCUGAAGUUUUGCUUCAGUCCAGUUAUGCAACACCAGUUGAUCUUUGGAGUGUUGGCUGUAUAUUUGCAGAAAUGUUCCGUCGAAAGGCGCUUUUUCGUGGAAACUCAGAUGUUGAUCAACUAGGAAAAAUCUUUGAUGUGAUUGGACUUCCUGAAGAAGAAGACUGGCCUAGUGAUGUGGCUCUCCCAAGGAAUGCUUUCACAUCUCGAACCCCACAGCCCAUUGAACUUUUUGUAACAGAUAUUGAUGAACUUGGCAAGGACCUGCUACUGAAAUGCUUGACAUUCAAUCCCAUAAAGAGGAUAUCAGCCUAUGAUGCCUUAUCUCACCCUUAUUUUCAUGAUCUGGAGAAAUGUAAGGAAAAUACAGACGCUGAUAUGUCAUCCAGUCAAAACUCUACUGAGAGGAAUACACCAUAGGGCUACAUCAAGCUUAACCUACAAAUGAACAAAACAGAGCUUGAUAAGUCACCUCCAUGGAUAAAAAACUUAGCUUUUCAGCUGAGGAGUGUUUUCUGGAGACUUCAUGUAUUGUCAUCUAUAUGCUUCUUCAAGAUGAUGAUCUCUUUGGGGAAGAAAACCUUCAUUAAAGCAAUGCAAGAGGCAAGGCUUCCAGUGAUCCCACUGUAGCUUGAUGUUUGUUUAGUUUAUCUGGAGAGCUCCAGGUGAAGAGAAGCUGCUGACCAGUUCCAUUUUCUUCUUCUAAUGUUGAACGGUGCCACCAUGGAUUAGAGUAAUCCAGUCUCACUACCAAAACGUGAUUUAACUGUUCUCUCUAGGUGCUGAAAUCUGAUUUGAAACUCCAUUGGAGUUACGGUGAUAGGGGUUUUUUGUUUUGUUUUGUUUUUUUGCUUGUUUACUUGCAUAAUCAUGAUUUCAGAAAAAAAAAUCUUUAAGCAAUAUUUAAGUGAAUGACAUUGAAAUACUGGACCUCUAUAGCCUGCACUUAAGAGAGAUGUGUACAAACACAUCUGGCUGUUGUAAUCAUACAGGAAUGUCCCUCCCCAGUAGGAAACUUAAGAUGAUAAUUACAGCAUUUCAUUGCUUUUCAUAGUAACUUGUGUCUUUGACUUUAAUGCACAAGGGUAUUAUUAAAGAGAUUGUGCACAUGUGGCCAAGGGAGAAGGUGGAUUUAAAAAAAUGUAGGGAUCACUUCUCCAGUUUGCUGAGGUUAUGACAGUCGUUAGCCAAUGUAUUUUCUUUAUUCCUCUCUCAUAGUACUCUUGUCUUCCUUUGGCAGUGAUAAUAUUUCAUACCUAUAUGAUGUUCAAUGCAAAAGGUUAACCAGAAUAAGAAUCAAUUGCUCCUUUGGGAUUGCUUCCUUAUUAUUGUCAAUGAAAAUUUGAGAUGCUUUUUUUUCCUGACUUGAGAGAUCAAAAAAUUGACUUAAUGCUGCAAUUCUGUACCACUUUCAUGGGAGUAAGCCCCACUGAACUGAGUGGAACUUACUUUUAAACAGAUGUGUAUAGGAUUACAUUGCAAGAGGUGGUCCUGUGUACUUUUUACUAGGUGUAAGUCACAUUAGACACAGUGGGUUGGAUCCAGAUUUACUCAUUCUAAAGACAGACCCAGAUGUAGGCACAUGCAAGUAGGCUGGUGAAGGUGGGCUUCUCUAGCCCCUUCCUCCCUGUGGCAGUCCCUCCAGCUCCUUGAAAAUGCCACAUAGAGGGUCAGGUAACCCUCCUGAGUGAGAUGAGCUGUGGCAUGACAGGAAUCCCUGAAACUUGGAAAGUGGCACAAUUUAAGUGGAGCCUUUCUAUCCACAGAAGGCAAGUCUCACAUCCAAGUACAUGAGAAUAAAUUAAGCCUCUUUGUGGGCUUAGGUAUGACUAAAUCUGGAUCCAGUCCAAUGAAACAUCUGAGUAAACAUGCAUAGGAUUGUACUGUAAGGGAGGCAUGCACUGUAAAAUGAAUCCAUCAUAAAACCUAUGUGUCCCGAGUGCACAACUCAUUCACAUCUCAGGUCAAUUCCGGAUCCUUCACAUUUCAUGUCAUUGAGCAGGGUUGUUGUUGUUGUUCAAUUUUUCUGUAUCAUAAAGUGUGCCAAGUGUUCUUGCGCACCACCACAUAGAUUGAUUGUUCCACUAUGCGUUCCCUUUCAAACGUGCUAUAACUGAAAGCCAGCUUUAAUCACUAAUUCACCUAGUUGCCUUCAUACAAAUACUUUUAACUAUUACAUAAAGUUUUGUAUAUAUUUUAGCUUAAGUAAAAAAAUAGAAUUUUUAAAAGAAAUUUUAUUUUUGUAGUAUGGUUUGAUGAGAUGUUUUUAAUUUACAAAUGAAAGAUGUACUCCUAGUCUGGUUGCACUCUAGUGACCCAGAGGAAUUCCUGCCAGGGAAAUCUGGUCUGCAGCUGCAAAAGAAAGAGGUACCCUUAGAAUGAAUUGAUAUACUGUUAGCACCCACAAUCAGCCUUGUUGUACUUACCCUUUAUUUAUCUUGUCUGUUUACUGAGCUCUAUUGGCCACACUCUUAUCCCCUGUACAUUCACCCAAGGAGACCCCCCCCCCAGUAUCUUGUGCCAUCCCCACACAGUGGCCUUGUGUAGUCCAGAGAGGGGAUGGAGGACCAUUGAUAUGUAAACGUUCAGUACUGCAAUGGACUGGCCUGUCCAGGAAGUGCUUUGCAUGCUACAUUUGGUGCUAAGCAUAGAGCAGGGAAUACAGAAAGCUUCCAUGUGAAUGCACUCUGAGCAUCAUGCAGCUAUACUCUCGCAGUGUCUCAGAGAGAUGGACUGAGGGCAAAGCAAUGCAUGGGAUUAAAUGUGUAGCUUCGUCUUGCAUGCUUAGUUAGUCUACUUUAAAUGAUGUCCAUAUGGAAACCAAGCCAGGAUUGGGACUAAGUCGAAAGACAGGUUGACUCUUCACUUCAGCAGUAGGAUCCUGGCUAUAAAUCACUCCUCUGCCCUGAGCUGCUAUUUGUGGCAGGAGUAACAGUGCCAUUGGCAUAAAGAGCCGCGUGACUCCUGAGAUCAGUAGCAGCUUUAGGGCAGGUGUUAAUUUGCAUCUGGGUCAUGUUGCAGGGUAAAGUGUAAACAGCCCUCAUCAUGGUUCUGAUCACUGCCUGAGCCCCGCCCCUUGCAGAUGCUAUCUAAAAUUGCAUUGCAUUGCAUUUUGCAUUUCUAUACUGUGCUAUAGCUCACAGGUACUGUACAAAUAGGCAAAAGCAGUGUUUAAUGGAUAUGUAUUUUAACUCUUAGGAUGCACAAUGGGACAAGUGGGAGAUGAACUGUCUCUGGAUCAGCUUUCUCCAAACGGAUGUCCCACAGAGGUAUUCUGCUGAAACUCCCCUCGUUCCUAGCCAGCAUGGCCACUCCCAUUAGAGCCCCAGUUUUGGGAAGACAGCUCCUGACUGUGAGCAGUCAUUAGGUGGUGUCCAAAUAGCAAUUUGUGUUCCAACAACAAUUCUCGGAAAUUCAUAGGAAAACUGCUGCCUCUUAUUUUUGUAUGUUGUGCUUAAGAUUUCUGGUGAAAUGGGCUUUUGAAAUACCCUGAAAAUGUGCAAAUUUCAUUCACCUAGAGCCCACUGUGGGACAGGAAAAAAACAUGAGUAGCCAUGAGCAACAGUAUCUCCGUGAUACUUACAGUCCCUUAAAAACUGUUGUGAUCUCUACAUAGCCCAGGUUAGCACUUUUCAGGACAUGCACUUAUUCUGCAGUCAAGUCACACCAGUAUGGAAAAGACCAUUGGUGCUAAAAGUGAAAAAAAUCUGAUGAAAGUUUCCUGUAAUUUAAAAGCAACUUCCAGAAACAACAUCCUCAUUGAGCUAUAUCCAAAUGGCUAUGCUAAUACUUAUUUCCACCCUAACCAACCCCAUGACAAGUGAUUUUCAGACAUUGCUAUUAUGAUCCAGAAUAAAUUUAUGAUGGCCAGGAACACUGUGAUGUUCUGAUUUGAGGUCAUGCAAGAAUGUGUUAUCUCCUAAGUCAUAAGUGCAGAUGCACUGUUGGAGUGUGCACUACUCUACAUGUUACAUGAUCACAGUCAUCCAGUCUCAGUUUUCUUCAGCAUUACCCUAGCUGCUGCCGGGUUUGAGAUCCAUUCAAGCUGCUCAUGAGAGGAUGAGGGAGAAAUCAUAGCUCAGUGGAAUGGCAUAGGCAUUGCAUGCAGAAGAUCCUGGGCUCAGUCCCUAAAAUCUCCAGUUUUAAAAAGGUGUGCAUAGCCAGUGAACCUUCCAGGAACCUUGAAGAGUUGCUUGCUAGUCAGAGUAGACAGCACUGGCUAAACAGACAAAUAGCAUAGCCUGUGCUCCUAUUGAAAGAAGCUACCUCCCCAGCUUCUCCACAUAGCCUGAUUACUGGCAAAUUACCUUGAAGAGCUUGCCAGCUUUCCCUAAUUUGGUGCCCUGCAGAGGUGAUGGCCUGCAACUGCCGUCAUUGCUAUCCAGUCCAGCACAUCUGGAAGGCAUAAUAUUGGGGGAGGCUGGUAACCAUCCAGCUGCUUAUCUUCUCAUUCUGAGCUGUCCUUUUUCAAAUGAUGAGGACCUUCAUUUGUUUGUGUUCCCCAAGCAUCUGCAAAGGAAAAUAAACAAUGUACCUCUAGGAAAUUCUCCACUUAACUUAUUUUAGCAUAGGCAUAGGAUUAUGAAUGCUUUAGGGGACAUAUACACAGGGGCCUCCCCUGCCUCCAAUUCAACGUCAGCCACAAUCCAGAGAGCCCCUCUAUAAACACAUGAGGGUUUGUAACAUCCAGGAGAGCUCUUGCCUUUUUCAUUUUGAGAACUGUUCUUUAUGCUGAAAAGGAUGCCUUUCUAAUGUUUGUGGGGUGGCUGUUGUCAAGCAGCUGUGAUAAAGGCAACUCGGAGACCAGCUGUACUCCUCAGAUGCCAAGGAGAAACUUUCUGAAAAAGAAGAUCCUUGACUGUGUAGGGCUUGCACCAAUAGGCCUGGCACACCAAUAUUCUUCCAUGAAUCAUGUGUUUAUUGCUAUGUGCCUAGCACUCUUGCAAUUGCCAUUGCCAUGUAGGUGGGACAAUCCUAUGAGGAUUGGCUAUGCUGCAGAAGCAAAUCAGAUAAUUGCGGAAUUUUUCCUUUUUUAUUUGUCUGCAUCUGUCUUUCCUGACUUCUUAAGCGGCCCAAGCAUGUAAUCACAGAUGCGCACCCUAGGAUAGCUCGCACUAAGCACUAGCAUUCUUGACCCUUUGCAAUACGAUCUUAAAGCUCAUUUCUUGCAUCUUGAAGUAUAGCUGCUGGGAACAGUAAAAUAGCAGAAACUGGUUGAAUUAUUUUCUGGUGUUUUUGACAAAAGUUACCAUGUAAGUUAUAUACUGUGCUACUUUCUCCUAUUUAUAUAAUUAGAUAAGCAUUUUAGAAUAAUGUUAUGUUGUAAAAACCACAGAUCUCUUGGCUGCUAGAAACUAUGUCAGCUUCAGUGUAUGGAAGGAUCUGAAAAUACACUGGCUGGGUUCGCAGGUCAUGAGAAGCCAUGGUGAUUUUUUACCCUUGUUGGUCUUGCCAUGUCAUCUGGAAGCAGUAGUGAUAUUCUGCAUGGUACCUUUCAUUUCCUGAAACCACAGACAGAAUUAAUAGACUGUUCUAAGGUGCCCACACUUCUGCAGUUGUACAAACCCAAGAUCUCCAUUUCACCAUUGUUGGUAUGAAAACACCAUACAGUCCUGUGAAAAGAGUCUGCCCAGUCAUCCAUUCUCUGCUACCCUCAGCUCCGUAACAACACAUGCUUCAUCAUCCACUUUAUUCAUCUGAGUGAUGUGCCUGUUUACUUUCAGAAACAGGGAGAAAACAGCCAAGUGCACAGAGGAAGAAGGGAAAGCACAGCAAAAGUAAUUUAAUUAAAAACUCCCUUGGGGAUUGGAGUGGCUAGGAAGCGUUUGAGAUGCAGGUACAGAGGAGAAAGAGGUCCAACCAGAGCUAGGAUGCUGAGAAUCAUAGGGAGUAAUAGUGUAAGGAAAGAGAUUACGCUUAUGGGGCUGCCAGGAUCCAUGAUUUGAGCAGGAGGAUGAAACGGAGAAUGUAGAAACUAUGUUGCCAUGUGAACCAUGCAAUCAUCUGACCGGUAAGUUCAGGCAAAAAUUCACGCACCAUGGAAACUGCACUGGGUUGUUUGCUGUGGCAUUGUGAAGUCAGCCAGUGUGUGACAUAGUUUUUGUAGAGAACAAUACCCUGAAAGCUUGCAGAUGUUAUCAUACAUUCUAUACAAAUUAUAAAAUCAGUUGUAAAUUACAUGUUACUUGAAAGGUGAGGAAUAUUAAUUGUGCUUCUUUUGUAAUCUGAAAAUUGGGAGAGGCAUAUGUUGUUUCUGGUAUGUGUGUACCUUCUGAAACUUUUUCUGUUCAGGUUGCUCUGUUGGUCUGAGGUUUGGAUGAAAUUUGCUGGAAUUUGUAGAAUUUGUAUUCUUGACCCUGCAUGCUAUGAGGAUAGAUUGACCAAAACUGGUAUCCUCCAGAUGAUUUAAGCUACCGCUCCCACCAUAGCUCACUGUUGACCAUGCUAACCAGGGCUGCUGGCAAUUCUGGUCCAAAACAUCUAGAAGGCACCGGGUGGGAAAAGCAGGAAUGUUUUGCAAUAAGCAAGAGCUGUACAACUACAAUAAAGGCAAGGUCAGAACUUCAGAGGGCACUGGGCCUCCUCCAGGGAAGUGAUGGCAUUCUUAGACUGCUACUGAAAUUAAUGGGGUCCUUUGCACAGACAAGGGAAUGAUGGAUACCCCAUCGCUUCUAUGUGCCAGUAUAGAAACCAAGCAGGCUUCCAGAGGAAGUAACCCCUUCCUGAGCUCCCUGCCCCUCUUCUACCAGCUUCCAGUAGGCUGUUAACAAAUUUGCAGGCUACUAAAGUCUGUGGGCUUAUUUACAAGGUUGCUUGCAUCCCCUUGUUUCUCUGCAUUGUGACCAGUAUUUCCAAUUCUAAUUGUUCUUAAUGUUAUUCUGUAUGGAGCCUCAAAAGAUAACAACAAACCAAUGGUAUGUGCUAAUCCAGGAAGACUUUUCAGCAGCUUCCCUACCAUCUAACUUUUUGAAUGGUUCCUGUCAAAAAGGCUUACCUUUAUUUCUUUAUUAUGAGUAGCUUUUGUCCAACCUGUUUUAUUUUUGUAAAGACUGUGGAAAGGCUAUUGUUAGGGUACACUCUCAUUGUAGAUUUUACUAGAACUUUAGCACAUGAAUACUAAAGUUUCACUUGAAACUGCAGUCAGAGGCGAUGUAAAUUGUCAAACUACAAUUUCAGCAACAGGUGUGGAGGUCUGCCACUUGGAUGAAAUUGUGCUGAACUGAAACAGUUCGGGAAGUUGCAAAAGGAAAUGGAUGCAGAUGGAUACAUUGGUGAUGUGAUGUGCCUUCAGGAUUGUCAGAACCUCGCCCAUUUGUUUUUCCUUUGAACUCACUCAUUACUGCAGCUGGGUUCCAGUCUUCUACAUAUAUAAACCAACACACUGAAGUCAACACCCCCUCUGAGUACUAUGGUUUGCUGGAUCAAGAUGUUCCUCACAUCAUCACAAAAGCUACUCUAUUAGUGUUUACAUUGUGGGUGACCUAAGUUCUGCAGUAAUUACAUAGCACAGAAUCUUUUGUAUGUCUUAUGAAGACCAGGCUGUAGAUAGCCAAGCAUAUGGUCAAAUGGUCAAAGUGUAAGUCCCAUCGCAAAGGGCUAGAGUUCUGAUACAGCACUGAGGAAGCUCCUACAGAAGACCUAGAGAUGGGAUAUAGAAAGCAGAACCACUAUGACAGCCUUCCCAAACUGGUGGCCUUUGGAGACAUUUGGACCACAACUCCCAGAAUUCUCAUCCAGCAGAGCCAUUGACUUCAAAUUCUGGGUGCUGUAAUCUGAAUAUGUCUGGAAGGCUGCACUCUGAUAAUUGUAGCAAGCAGAAGAUACAGGCAAGAGUCCAAACUAAUUAACUCUGAAGAAGGCUGGGCAGGAAUACAGUGGAUCAACAAGCAGGAAAAAAACCAACGAUUAUAAGGAAGCUGGGGGACUAGCACUCAGGGAGACCUAUGGGUAGAUGGGGUCUGAUUGACAAGUGCAAGCACCAAUGGGAAGGGGAGAGACAGUAGCUACAAAGCCUCAGAAGCAAAACCAGAAUCUGCCUUUGCCACAUUAAAAAACAUAGGCCUUAAUUGGACACAUUUAACUGGCUCAGUGUAAGAGACAAGCAAGUCAGGGUAGCUGCAAUAACAGGAUACCUAGAAGAAGCCAGGCCAACAAGGUGCAAUUAUUAUGUAAUAAAUGAUUUCUGAUGUAUUUCAAUUGUCUUCCUCAGGGGAAUUUAUUCAGAUGCUAGCUAGCUAGAAAUAGCCACUCUUGUCUGUUGCACACAUUUGGAAUUCCUUGUUCUGUUAAUCUUGACCAGAGAAGAGAAAGGAAAUGCCUUGUGCAUGCAUGUAUAUGAGAACUCUUGGAUCAAGGCCAUUGACCUGUACCUCAUUCGGUGGACUGUAUUUCCCAAAAACUAGACUAGUAAGUGUGGGAUCAUAUAUGGGGAAACCUCCAAGGUACUUGAUAGUUUUGUUCUGUUAAGUACAGAAAACUGUUGCUAACCAAAAUGAAUACAUGGAUGAUAAGGUUAUGGAGGAGUUUGAUGUCAGGAAGAAAAGAGGAAAGGAAAAAUUCUUGUAUCAGAGGUGUGAUACAAGUGUAUAAAAGGGGACAAAUGGGCACAUAUUGCUCAGACUGACAUUUAUGGAAGAUCUGGAUUGAGUAAUAAAAUUGUUUCUAUAGUAAUUCAGCUUUGAAAACUGAUCUGAGGACUUUAAAAGUAGGAAGGAAGGCUUUCAUAUCAACAAAAAAUGUACUCAUUUUUUCCUGUUUGGCAGCUGUGACAGCAUAAGAGCAUCCUAGAUGAAGUUGUGGAGAAGGGGAGGUGUUUUCUUUUUGAACUUACUGUAAUAUGCAAAUGGCAGCUAGCAAUGAUCCGUCCAGUUAGUGGGUUUGAACACUGCAGAAUUGCUUUUAUAAGACACUUUAAAUGAGCUAGUCCAAAACUUUUCAAGUCAACAUGACACAAACAAGCUGUCCCCUUUUAGGCAAUGAGACUUCCUUUGAAUUUGCAGGAUGGAUGUCCUAUUGCUGCUUAGAACCCUCAUGUUAACGAAAAUAUCUUUGCAGGCCAUGAUAAAGAGGAAAAUCUAUGUAGGAAAUGUUCUUUUUUCACAGACUAUUGCAGUACUAUAGUAUAUGGAAUGCAAGAGAAAAGUCCCACAUUCAGUCACUAGUACCUCCAGAGGAAAGACUCUCAGCUGGGCUGGGAAAAAGUCUGCCUGAGGCCCUGUAGAGUCAAUGCUUGUCAGAGCAAACUACCCAACCCUGGCUGCUCUGCAGCAUUAGGGGUCAGCUUCAUACAUUCCUUAAAAUAUGCUUUUUGUAGCUUUCUAGCUUUUUGCAGCUGAAAAUGAUAGUCCUGAAGAACAGCCAGAAUUUCUGGAGAGCAUCUUUGGCAACGGAAUCAAGAGCAAAGGAGGGAAAAGGCCUAGACUUCCAGGCUCUCCAAAGUCCUGUUAGCACAGAUGCUAUGCACCCAGUGCCCUUCCAGGCUGACAAUUUUACAAUACACCUCAGGGUUUGCCCUGGGAGUGCCCGGCUCCUGACCUCUAAUUUUAAAUGUUAUAAUUUAUUCAUACUUUUAAUCCAUGAGGAGCAUUUGCUUCUGGUUUUUUUAGGAAUAUUCCUUAUAUUCCAUCGCAUAUUUGUCAUGUCCUUCCCAAGGAGUUCUCAGUGCCAGCCGGUUUGCAUAUAUGACAGUUCCCACGCUGAGCCCAUCAACAAUUGCAUGAGGGUCACAGUCUCUCUCUGAAAUAAUUUCUGUUUAGUUGUUUGCUGUGGAGGGAUUGUUACAAAAUAUUUUUCCUCUCCUGCUAAUGAGGGUUAUAUUCAAGGCAUGAAUGAUGGGUGUAAGUCUGGGUUCAUUGUGUAAACACAGGUGCAGAAUUUGCCCUUCUGAGAAUCCUUAUAAGCAUUCAGUAAAUAUAAAGAACUAAAAUAAGGUUUCUUAGCUUCAAAGAUAUGUUUUAUAACUUGAAAAUCCAUAUCGUGUGGAAUAUUGUAUAUUCUCUCACCUCAAAAUAUGUUUAAUUUUUUGCAUGUGCUGUUGAAUAUUGUUGUUAUAACAUAUAGUUUUAUUUCCUCACAAGUUAAGAUUCUGUCAGUCCUAGGGCCUGAAAAUGCAAUUAUUCCUAAGUAGCAUACUUCUUAAUCUGCAGUUAAGCUAAGUUUAUUUUGGUUUAAAUUAUAGACCUAAGUACAAUUAUAGGGAUGUCUGUUUUAGUAUGAACUGAAGAAUUGAGCUCUACAGACUGGCCUUUCUGCACUGGCACCUGAAGAUGUGUGGAGCUCCACAUUCAUGGGGUUUCUCAUUCCCUUCUGUGAGCAAGGGAUUACUUUGCACACAACAAGGAAGUUUUGGUCAUGUAUGGAGCUUUUCAUGCAGGAGGAUGGGAAGACCCUGCACACAUAGGGCUUUGGAUGAUGGAUUGUGCCCCAAUUCCUUCGUGCUUUGAUAUUCAGAACUCCCAUGACAGUGAAUUUCUUCAUUUACUUGAACAGAUGGAAGCCUGGUGAGCUAUCCUUUUCAACUGAUUUGAGAUGCCCCCAUUGUUCCACAGCUUCUGUAUGUACACUGGGCUUUUUAUGUUUAAUUGUCAAGUAAAGGAAUGGUCCUGAAAAGCAUAUUACUUGAAAUGUUUUUCCUGGAGCAUUCCAACUUCCAUGACUAGAGUGUCACAACACACAGUUAUGCCUUUACAGAUGUUUGUGACAAGACUCCUAAAUACAGUCCCCACAAGUCAGCUGGUUUGGACUGUUAAGGGAGCAGAAAUUAUUCUCAAGUCAGUUAUCCUUGAGUAGGUUCAUUUUUAAGUGUUUUCAUCCCAGCUAACUUUGCUACAGGAUUCUUGUAUCACAAGUUUUUCAGUCUGAAGAUCCUGGUCCUUUGAAACCAAUGGGACUUACUUGGGGGUAAAUGUAUUUACAGUUGUAAGGAUGUUUUUGCAGUCUCAGGUUCCUGGUUAGCAACUGACUGAUCCAGUGAGGACACAUGGUUAGUAACAGCACUCAGACCCGACUGAUGAGCUCAACAUUUAUUGAAAAAAUUGACACUUAUAUACAAGUUGUUUAUUUGCAGUGUAAAUGAUGGUUAUUUUAAUUGAUUUGUGUUAACUUUUGACAAAAAUAGAUAUCACUCUCAGCAACUCAGAGUCAAGAUCUAGUGUAUGCAUUAGUGGCUUUAGGAAAAGUGUUACUAGCUGAAAGUGUAGAAGGUCUGUGCUUUUGCAGAAUUGUUUGCAUUUAAGAAAUGUACAGUUUAGGUAUGCAAGCUGCUAAUCUGAUUAGAGGGUCUAAAAAGUAGGCAGGAUAUAAAGUAAACUGUCUGAAUGAGCUGCAUAGUAUUACAUUUGCAUUUUGCAAGUAAAGAGACAAAGCUUAUUGGAUGUAGUAUCUUUUAGGUUUUAUUUUUGGAGUUUUAAAACAUGUAAACUUGAAAGAUUUUGGUAGGGUGAAAUGUAUGUGUAGAGAAAUAGAGUGGGAAGGGAUUGUGCAGGAAAUUAGAAGAGAUUGCUUGCUUUAUUUUCUGUUUUAUUUUUGUAGUAGUUGUCACUUGAAAUUAGUCUCAACGAUGGAUAUCUAAACCAAUCUCUCUGAUUUCUUGUCAUUAAAAUAAGUGUCAGUUUUGAUAACAUUGUAUGUAAUAAACAUUUGUGUGAUAAUUA